ACGCGGCGGUGACGCGCGGCACCGGGCGAUGACGCGCACGGGCGAUGGGGCAGGCGCUGUGCGUCUGCUCCCGCGGCACCGUCAGCCUGGGGGGAGCGCGGUACCUCCUGCUCCACCGCCUGGCAGAGGGGGGCUUCAGCUAUGUGGACCUGGUGGAGGGGCUGCGGGAUGGGCGCUUCUACGCCCUGAAGCGCAUCCUGUGCCACGACAAGGAGGACCGCCAGGCCGCCCUGCACGAGGUGGAGAUGCACGGCCUCUUCGACCACCCCAACAUCCUGCGCCUGGUGGCCCACUGCAUGGUGGAGAAGGGCACCAAGCACGAAGCCUGGCUUCUGCUGCCCUAUGUGAAGGGGGGAACCCUCUGGAGAGAGGUGGAAGCACUGCGGGAGAAAGGCACCUUCAUGCCAGAGCAGCGGAUCCUCCUCAUCCUCCAUGGGAUCUGCCGUGGGCUGCAAGCCAUCCACAGCAAGGGCUAUGCACACAGGGACCUCAAGCCCACCAAUGUGCUGCUGGAUGAGGAUGACCAGCCUGUGCUGAUGGACUUGGGCUCCAUGAACCAAGCUCGCAUCGAAGUCAACAGCUCUCGGGAGGCCAUGGCUGUGCAGGACUGGGCUGCCCAGCGUUGCACCAUCUCCUACCGUGCCCCCGAGCUCUUCACAGUGCCGAGCCAGUGCGUGAUAGAUGAGCGUACAGAUAUCUGGUCCUUAGGCUGUGUGCUGUACUGCAUGAUGUUUGGAGAGGGCCCCUAUGAUGCCAUCUUCCAGAAGGGUGACAGUGUGGCUCUGGCGGUUCAGAACCCCCUCACGUUGCCCUCCACAACCAGAUACUCGGCUGCCUUGCAGCGCCUGCUCUUCUCCAUGAUGACAGUGAACCCCCAGGAGAGACCCAGCAUAAAUGAAAUCCUCCACCAACUGGAGGGGCUGCAGCCAGCACCGCCGGGACAGGACACCACGCAGAUCUGAGCCCAUCCCCUUCCAGUGGAGACGCCAGGGGAAAAGCAGCUGCCCUAAUCCCUGCUGCCCUGCAGACCUGUUGCAGAGGGGAUUGAUGCCCUGGGGGAGAGCUGCUGCUCUGUCCUGGAGGUGUGUUGGAUUUGGAGUGUUCUGUGCCCUGGAUGCUGCUGCCUGGGCCUUGGUCUGUGCUCCUGAGCUGUGGAUAUGUGAUCUGCUGCUAAACAUGGGUCCCUUGCCAGCUGCUGCCUUCCCUGGGGGUGGCAGAAGAGGAUGUUGUGGGACCCCUCCUGGGGAUGGGAGCCCUGCAGCUCUGUGCCCCAGGAAGGUUGCUGCUGCCCGGAGCAGAGCUGCGGGCCGGAUCCCGGUGCUGUGCUGGAGGGAGGCAGAGGGAGUGCCCACUCUGCCAUUGCUCUUGGCACUGAUGUUGCCUUGUGUUUGAAGUAAAGUAUGUUC
This is a messenger RNA of Pyrgilauda ruficollis (rufous-necked snowfinch), 1406 nucleotides long. It is a transcript of the gene STK16, whose product is annotated as serine/threonine kinase 16. Gene Ontology annotation, molecular function: ATP binding; protein serine/threonine kinase activity. Gene Ontology annotation, cellular component: Golgi apparatus; cytoplasm. Bases 45 to 962 code for a protein of 305 amino acids. The record is from RefSeq and is a predicted model, not a curated record. The transcript has 7 exons. Gene Ontology annotation, biological process: protein phosphorylation. NCBI's taxonomy places the organism in Eukaryota, Metazoa, Chordata, Aves, Passeriformes, Passeridae.